Messenger RNA from Clupea harengus (Atlantic herring), 3192 nucleotides. RefSeq names its product dpy-19-like 1, like (H. sapiens) (gene dpy19l1l). Gene Ontology annotation, molecular function: mannosyltransferase activity. Gene Ontology annotation, cellular component: nuclear inner membrane. Lineage: Eukaryota; Metazoa; Chordata; Actinopteri; Clupeiformes; Clupeidae. The record is from RefSeq and is a predicted model, not a curated record.
GUUGGUGGCGAUGAUCAGAAGGCUGUUGCUGUAACUUACUGAAUGGGAGGAUAGCAACACCACUUUACAACAGAGUAGAUACGACCUUUAAUACAUAUCAAAAUACACACAGCAUUUCAUUUACAUUAUCUUAACGAAGCACUGAUAUGCAAGCAUGGUAGCAAAAACAAGAAGACAGAGCGCAAAGGAUCAAACGCCACAAAGCAAUGGAAAAGAUCGGAGUCCGUUUGUGUCGCCUUCACAUGCCGCUGGAAAAAGUAGACGCCCGGGAAAGGAUGGGAAAGGCAGUGGUGGCUUCAAUGCACUUCAGUCCAAAAGCGUAAUAUUUUCAGGAUUAGCUUUCAUCAGAAGCAAAAUUGGCCUGAGUCCAUCAGCUUUAAUGAAAAUCGGAAUUACCCUGGUCCUUGCUCUUGUCGCUGGAUUCCUUCACUGGUAUCAUCUGACCCAUCUUUUUGAGAAUGAUCGACAUUUUUCACAUCUGUCUGUUCUCGAGAAGGAAAUGGCAUUUAGGACAGAAAUGGGUCUUUAUUAUUCCUACUAUAAGACCAUUAUUGAGGCCCCCAGCUUCCUGAAUGGCCUAUACAUGGUUAUGAAUGACCGCCUUACUGAAUAUCCCUUGAUUAUAAACACCCUCAAAAGAUUCAAUUUGUAUCCAGAGUUGCUCUUAGCUACCUGGUUCAGAUCAUACACUGGAGUUAUGGAUUUUUUUGGCAUCCCAACAAAGAUGUGUUGGUCCAUCAACAGAGGAGAAGGACUUGACCCAGUGGAAAGCUGUGAAGGAAUGGGAGAUCCGGCUUCCUUUUAUGUCACUUUUGUGUUCCUCUUGAACGGUGCAAUGAUGAGUCUUUUCUUCAUCUAUGGAACAUAUCUGAGCGGUAGCCGUCUCGGUGGUAUUAUUACAGUCAUAUGCUUUUUCUUUAACCAUGGAGAGAGCACCCGUGUCAUGUGGACUCCUCCUCUGAGGGAGAGCUUCUCUUAUCCUUUCCUUGUCCUUCAAAUGCUGCUGCUCACUUACAUCCUCAGAACGCGGAAACCAAGCACAUCAGUCCUGGUAGCUCUAGGCAUCUCUAAUGUGCUCUUCAUGCUGCCCUGGCAGUUUGCCCAGUUUGUGUUACUGACUCAGGUGGCCUCCUUAUUUGCAUUAUACAUUCUUGGAUAUCUGAGCCCUUCAAAGAUGCAGUCCUUGUUGGUCACACACAUGAUCUCCCUGAGUGUGUGCUAUGUUCUGAUGUUUGGAAACGCCAUGCUGUUGACCUCCUUCUACGCCUCCUCUCUGGUCUCCAUCUGGGGAAUAAUAGCGAUGAGAGAGAAGUUUGUAGAGCUCUUCCAGACCGGACUCCUUUUGUGGAUCAUGCAAGGUCUUGCCUGGGUUGUUUCAACAGUCAUUCUAAAGUCCAUGCUGUCAAUCAUUUUUGGUGCCUCGGAUGAUGCUCACAUCAGCAGCUUGAUCAAGUCCAAGUUUACAGACUACAAAGACUUUGACACCAUGAUGUACACAUGUGCGGCUGAGUUUGACUUUAUGGAAAUUGAGACUCCUCUCCGAUACAUAAAGACACUCCUUCUCCCAGUAACCAUGCUGAUUGUGGCUGUCAUUGCUGGAAAGACUGUUAAGGAUGCCAUGAAGAUUCUGAGAGAAAGGGAUGUAUCAGUCAAGGAGGAGAAGACUGAAGAUGACUAUGAUGAACCUGAAGUGUCCGCAAGAGGAGAGCUGGUGUACCACGCCCUGCAGUUGUUGGCCUUUGCCGUGCUGGCUGUGCUUAUCAUGCGUCUGAAACUCUUCCUGACGCCGCACAUGUGCAUCAUGGCCUCCCUCCUCUGUUCCAAACAGCUGUUUGGCUGGGUAGGGGAGAAGUUUAAACUUCAGAUAAUGGUCUUUGCCAUCAUUUCCAUCAUGGCUAUGCAAGGCGCAGCCAACCUGCAGGGCCAGUGGGGCAUCAUGGGAGAAUUCAGCAAUGUCCCUCAGGAGGAGCUACUGGACUGGAUCUCGUCCAAGACAGGACCAAAUGAUGUGUUUGCUGGUGCUAUGCCCACCAUGGCCAGUAUUAAGCUGUCAGCUGGCAGACCCAUUGUUAAUCAUCCCCACUAUGAAGACGCAGGGCUGAGGGCGCGGACCAAGCUGGUGUACUCCAUGUACAGCCGUAAGCCGGCUGAGACGGUGCAGGCCAACCUGAUGAAGCUUAAGGUGGACUACUUCGUCCUGGAGGACUCCUGGUGCACCAGGCGCUCGCGGCCCGGCUGCAGCAUGCCUGAGAUCUGGGACCUGGAAGACCCAGAUAAUUCCGGAAAAGCCCCUCUCUGCUCCAUCAUGGCCCGGGACACCCGUCCACACUUUGCCACAGUCUUUCAAAACAGCAUAUACAAAGUUCUAAGAGUUCCCAAAAGCAGCCAAAGAUAGUAGCUGGCAAUAGGCUUUUAGUACGGUUGUUCUGCUUUGGUACAGCAUGUGUAUAUAUAUAUGAAUAUUUUUUAGAUCUGUGAGCUGUCACCGGAAAAUCUGCUCUGUGAAGGAGCAUGUGUUAAAUACUUUAUUGGUGGUUAUAUGUCUUAAGACAUUCUCCCCCCCCCCCAGAGAUUUAUUUUGUUAUUCAUGUUGCUGCUCUUUUCUGUUCUUGGCCAGUGUAGUAUGCUACUACUUAUAACCUGAUAGUAUUUCUGUGUCACCCGAAGUGUGGUUACAAAUAAAGUAAUAAUGGCUUGAGUGUUACAUUUACAAGCAUUUCUCAUCUCACCAAAUUUACUCUUUGAGAAAACUUGGACCAUAGGAUUACUGUCAUUGCAUUUUGUGUUUGUCAGUGUUAGACUGUAAUAGGAUACAUUUUUUUCCAGCUCAGUAUUUUGAUUUCAUGCUGAAGAAUGUUAUUUCUCCUUGAUUUUGUUUUAUUUGUUAGUUGUUUAAAUAUGGUUACGCUGAUUUUGUUUACAAUUUCAAUGUGAUUUCAUUUCUCAUUCUUCAACCUGUGACAUUUCCUCUCAGAAUUAAUUUGUAUUGUACUGUCAGUGUUGAGCUCUGCUUUGAUCUUCACUGCCAAACAAAAUUAUCUUGUUCAGUUAUAGACCUCAGGAGAGAUCAGUAGAGUGAGCCAGUCCUACAUGUUUGUCUUCCAUGCCAGUACUUCUCCAAACAUCAUCCAAGUCCAAACAUGUUAUAGAUAGACUCCUUUGCACAAAAUAGGCCACUAUAAGAGUAAGCUA